Molecule: messenger RNA, 1858 nt
Organism: Salvia splendens (bonfire salvia)
Lineage: Eukaryota; Viridiplantae; Streptophyta; Magnoliopsida; Lamiales; Lamiaceae
Product: AFG1-like ATPase
Exons: 13
Coding region: 570-1682 (370 amino acids)
Cellular component (GO): mitochondrion; cytoplasm; chloroplast
Molecular function (GO): ATP hydrolysis activity; ATP binding
Source: RefSeq, a predicted model, not a curated record
AGAUAAGAUAAGAUGAAACACUAGUAUUAAAAUAAAUUGAGUCCCAUCUUCCAAGUGCUCAGCUCCUCAGAUAUAGGGGAAUUAUAUAAUUUCUCAAGUCUCUAUUUUUCACUUUUUUUAAGCACUUCUAUUGAUUCAAUUUUUUGGAGAAUUACUCACCGUUAUUCAUACAAGCAUCGCAUAUAGAUUAUAAUUAUGUUAUGCAUGUGCAUGUAUCUUAUUUUGGCAUUUUCAUCAAUCAGGUAUUAUUUUUCUCAAGAUUUUGAAUUUUGGUCAAAAUUUAGUGCAUAAUCAUGCCACUUUUUUUUUUUUUUUUUUCUCUAGACUAAAUUGCCAGGUUUAUGACUUGUUUGAUUCAAUUGGCAGUGUAAAAAAUGCAAGAUUAUGUAUUUACUAAUUUAAAACAGAAAUUAGGUUCAUGGGCAUUUGGAAAGCAAUUUCCAACUUGAUGGAGUAUUAUUUUACAAGGUUGAUUCUUUUAUAUGUUAUGAUACUCAUCCAUUGAUCUUCUUCACUGCAGUUUCCUUCCCACAUCAAAAACUAUUGAAUUUUGAGUUUUGCAUCAAAAAAUGAGAAAAAUCAUUUGGGCUGCGAGGCAUUUGAGGCCAGCUCUUUGGAAGGGAAACUUUGGAUCAACAAAACGAUUCGAUUUUUGCUCUGUAUACAUAAAUCAAAGGGUUUGUGAAUGUAAACAUCCAUUAUAUGUGGUGUCUCGAGCUCUUUCUGCUAAUGCUGCUACUGGAGUGGUGGAACUUAAUAGAGAUGGACCUCUCAUGGAAUACGGUCGAAGAAUCGCUGCCGGUGAGCUUUUGGAUGGAGAUGCUUCACAGCUAGACACGUUAGGGGAGCUUCAGCGGCUAUAUGAUGAUCUCGUUGCAAAUGCAGGAGCUUCCCGGUUGGAUGCAUAUGCCGCUUCUCAAAGAGCUGCGAGGAGAAGUUGGUGGUACUCGCCCCGUGUCACGCCUGUGAGAGGACUCUAUCUCUACGGAGGAGUGGGAACUGGCAAGACUAUGCUGAUGGACUUGUUCUAUCAUCAACUGCCACGCAGCUGGCGAAAGCGGAGGAUCCAUUUCCACGACUUCAUGCUAAACGUUCACGCCCGUUUGCAGAAGCAUAGAGGAGUUGCAGAUCCUCUAGAAAUCGUAGGAGGGGAGAUCUCAAACGAGUCUAUCUUGUUAUGCCUCGAUGAGUUCAUGGUGACUGAUGUAGCCGAUGCACUCAUCCUAAAUCGUCUCUUCACACAUUUGUUCAACAACGGCGUUGUUCUGGUUGCUACUUCGAAUCGAGCUCCAGAUAAGCUCUACGAAGGAGGCCUGCAGAGGGACCUGUUCCUCCCGUUCAUUGCCACUCUCAAGGAGAGAUGUGUAGUUCAUCAGAUUGGUUCGUAUCUGGACUAUCGCAAAAUGACAUCGGCAGAGGAAGGCUUCUACUUUGUCGGAAAACAUGUGUCGAACAUUCUUGAACAGAAAUUCAGAGAGUUGAUAGGCGAAAAGGUGGCUGCUCCGGAAGAGGUUGAAGUGGUUAUGGGCAGAAAACUGCAGGUUCCUUUGGGAGCCAACGGCUGCGCCUACUUCCCUUUCGACCAGCUCUGCGAUAGGCCCCUUGGAGCUGCAGACUAUUUCGGGUUAUUCAUUUCAUACACUGGCUGUCGAAGGCGUUCCGAUAUUCGGGCCAGCCAAUAGGACUGCAGCAUACCGCUUUGUGACUCUAAUUGAUGUGAUGUAUGAGAAUCGAGCUAGAUUAUUGUGCAGUGCAGAAGGUAGUCCAACGGAACUAUUUGAGAAGGUUGUGACAAUAUCUGAUGCUGCUACCAGACACGGCCUUUCGGAGGUGUGCGUUGACAACGACUUAGGCUUCG